Molecule: messenger RNA, 261 nt
Organism: Protopolystoma xenopodis
Lineage: Eukaryota; Metazoa; Platyhelminthes; Monogenea; Polystomatidea; Polystomatidae
Source: the annotation of a GenBank genome assembly
UACAUGUAUUGGCUGUGCUCCACUGCGCAAAGCAUGAAAAUCGAACAGGCCGGUUUAGACGGCACACAUCGCCGUCUGCUAUUCUUUGAUCGUGAAUCUUCUGCGACUACACUUACUCUAGAUGUUGAAAGACAACGACUUUACUGGAUUUUUACUGGUCAGAAAGCGAUUUCUAGCAUCGAUGUAAUGGGUGAAGGGCUAGAGAUAUUUUCUAUUCCAGGCUUUUUCAUGUGCGAUCAGGAGAAGUUCGAUAAAAUUUAG